Molecule: messenger RNA, 564 nt
Organism: Chrysochloris asiatica (Cape golden mole)
Lineage: Eukaryota; Metazoa; Chordata; Mammalia; Afrosoricida; Chrysochloridae
Gene: KLRF2
Product: killer cell lectin-like receptor subfamily F, member 2
Exons: 6
Coding region: 1-564 (187 amino acids)
Source: RefSeq, a predicted model, not a curated record
AUGAAGUUUACUUCUAGUAAAUUCAAGAUUUCCACCCCACCAAAAGCAUACAUGAUAUAUUUUAUAUCACCUGAUAGUUGGGAUAUUUUCUGUGUUUUCAAUGUUAGGAAACAACACUUGCUUUUUCACUGUACAGAUAAAAACACAGAUUUCCCUCAGAAGGUAAAUACCAGCAGUCUGACAGGAAAUAAUUAUAAGUGCUCAAGUGACUGGUUGUUGAACCAAGGGAAAUGUUACUGGUUUUCAACUUCUUUUAAAACUUGGAAGGAAAGUCAACAUGAUUGUGAAAAGCUACAAGCGCAUUUGCUCGUGAUUCAUGAUUUGAAGGAACUGAUUUUCAUACAAAACACUAUAAAACCUGGACAUCUUGGUUGGAUUGGAUUACACAUUACAUCUGAAGGAAACCUUUGGACGUGGAUAGAUGAGCACUUUUUAGACCCACAAUUGUUUUUGGUGAUUGGACCAACUGAUGAGAAGAGUUGUGCCAUCAUGACGGGAAGUCAAGUGUAUUCAGAAGACUGUAAUUCCAGAUUUAAUGGCAUCUGCCAAAAAGAUACUGUCUAG